Xyrauchen texanus (razorback sucker) is the source of this 986-nucleotide messenger RNA. RefSeq names its product gastrula zinc finger protein XlCGF7.1-like. Gene Ontology annotation, molecular function: RNA polymerase II cis-regulatory region sequence-specific DNA binding; DNA-binding transcription activator activity, RNA polymerase II-specific. The record is from RefSeq and is a predicted model, not a curated record. Gene Ontology annotation, biological process: regulation of transcription by RNA polymerase II. Gene Ontology annotation, cellular component: nucleus. Bases 139 to 969 code for a protein of 276 amino acids. The transcript has 2 exons. NCBI's taxonomy places the organism in Eukaryota, Metazoa, Chordata, Actinopteri, Cypriniformes, Catostomidae.
AAAACAUGGGAGUUUCUAAAAGAGGAAAUGCUGUUUCUACAGAUGAAAAUCUUACUGGACCGAGAGGAUAAAUUAAUUUUUCUAACGAGAGUUAAUUGUGCAAACUUGCAAUUUCUCUAGUAUCCUGACGACAUCGAUAUGAAGCCUGUGAUUGAAAACGUCAAGCCAGAUUGUGAACAGGAGCAUUCAUCAGACCUGAUGCUUGACGAGUCUUUUGUGGGCGUUCUUGGUUCAGGGGUGACCACAAAUGACCCAGGUCCCACCAAGGAGGGUGAAGAGAUUCUGGUUCUGAGCCAAGUGGAGGAAUCAGUUGGGUACUUUUGCCGUAGACUGAAUUAUACAAAGAAAUGUACUCAGGUGUCUGAUGAAAGUCCUUCAGAUACGGACACAAACACAGAACCAUCUGUCUCUCCCCACUCGAUGAGACGUAAGACUCGUGGUAAAAAAUUCAGCUGUAAACUAUGUGGCAUGGAGUACCGUCACAAAGUAAACCUGGUAUCUCACAUGCGAAUACACACUGGAGAGACUCCGUACAGCUGUGAACUGUGUGGGGUGUCAUUCAGACGUUCAGACUGGCUUAAAUUACACCUCAAAAUCCACAUGGGUGAAAAACGACACAUUGUGAAGCGCUUCGUUUGUGAUAAGUGUGGGAUGAAAUUUAUUUCCUCCGCCAAACUCCAAAGUCACAUAUGGAAACACAAUGGAGAGAGACAAUUUUCCUGCUCGCUCUGUGAGAAGACGUACUACAGUCUGGUCAAUCUCAAACGCCACCAAAAUGAUUGUCACUCUGAAGAGAAACGGUUUUAUUGCUCCUUGUGUGGACACAGCUUUGCACGCCUUGAAUCACUGCAGAAACACACACGGAUUCACACUGGAGAGAAACCGUUCUCCUGUUCAGAGUGUGGAAAAAGUUAUCGUCAUAAAUACUCUCUGUUAAUGCAUAAUAAAGUGCACUCAGGAAAAGGUUAAUGUCAUACACAUUUCUG